AUGGAUCGACACUGCUUCUAUACAACCCAGUCUACAAAAAUGUCGAACACUUCCAUUAAUUCACCCGACCCGACCCCAUACAGCUCUCCCAAAAGAAAACAAACAACAACAAACGCAUCAAAAACAUUCCCUCUCUUCCCCUUCCUCCCCGCCGAGCUCCGACACCAAAUUUGGCAAUUCGCCCUUCCAGAACCCUCCCACCCUCCCUCCGCCUUACUCCCCCACAAAAAGGGCUGCUGGGUCGCCAAACCCAUCCCCUACACCGGGGAAUUGGGACAAGUCAACGACCCCAAUGGCAACUACGAAAUAAUAUUCGACAUGGGCCUUCUGGACCACGUACAGAUCCAUACUCCCCUAUUACACGUGAACAGCGAAUCCCGAGCCAUUGCGCAGAAAUGGGCGUCAAAUGUGACUGCUCCACGAAGAAACCGCCUCAGUGAAAAGCAGAUUCAAGAUCAAAUGUACAAUGAUGAUGAUAGUAGCGAAUAUAUACCCCCCUUCUCCCGCCAAUUCGACAUAGACUGCGACCUUCUCUACCUCGUCCCGGACAACAUUGUGGAUCUGAUCCUUGGGGCAGGGGAUCGUCUCGAGCAGCCCGAUAUGAAUGGCAAGGCGGCGAGAGUGGUGUUUUCGUUGCCGUUGGCGGGGGUGAGUGAGGAGGUUAUUUGGUUGAAGGAUGAGACGCUUAUGGAGGAAAUCAUGGACUUAUUUUCGAUCGUGGGACUGAUUCAUCUUGUGGUGGGGGAGCAGCCGAAGUGGAUGGAGGGUGGAGUGCAGAGGUGGUGGGAUUUGGAGUGGGUGUCCAGGAGGGCGUUUGUUUGGCAGUGGAUGGAGAGUAAGUUUGUGGAAACGGGGGGAGCGAGGGUUGAGAGGGAUGAGGUGUACGAGAGGAUGAUUUUUUGGUGUGAGCGGAUGGGGAAGGUGUUGCAGAAGAAUAAUAGGACAAGGUUCGAGAUGAGGAUUAUCCGCAGCGCGGAAAAGGCCUCCCAGCUCCAAGCCCUCCGUCCAGAUAUACCCUCGCACCGGCUCACCAUCAAGAUUGUCCCUGACAUCUCCCAACUUUCCGCCUUCGACUCCGCCGUGGUCAAUGAUCCCCCUCUGACAGGGGUAAUCCACACCGCGAGCCCCUUCCACUACAGCAUCGACAACAUCAAAAAGGACAUGCUCGACCCGGCUGUCAACGGUACCGUUGGGAUCCUCCGCUCAGUGCAUAAAUAUGCGCCCACCGUCAAGAAAGUUGUGAUUACGUCGUCGUUCGCGGCGAUGUGGAAUCCCAGUAAACCUGCUGGGAGCAAGUACUCCGAGAGUGACUGGAAUAAGGUCACGUGGGAAGAGGCGGUUAGUCCUGCGAACGCGCAGGGGCAGGCAGGGUAUCGGACGAGUAAGGCGCUUGCGGAGCGGGAAGCGUGGGGGUUUAUGGAGAGGGAGAAGCCGUCGUUCGGGUUGACUGUUAUGAAUCCGUCGUUGAUAUUUGGACCUGUUGUGCCAGGGUCGUUGAGGAAUCUGGGGGAGGUGAAUACGUCGAAUACGAGGAUUAGGGAUUUCGUGGCGGGCAGGUUCAAGGAGAAGUGUCCUCCUACUGGGAGUGCGUUUUGGGUGGAUGUUAGGGAUGCGGCGAUGGCGCAUGCGGUGGCGUUGGAGAAGGGAGGGGAGACGGAUGGGAAGAGGUAUUUCUUGACUUCUGGGUCGUUUUGUAAUAGGGAGAUUGUGGAGGUCAUUGGGGAGGAGUUUCCGGAGGUUAAGGGGGGGUUGCCUGUGGGUGAGGCGUUGAGGGAUGGAGAGUAUCCUGAGGGAGGGCCGAAGUAUGGGUUUGAUAAUGGGGCGUCGGUUAGGGAUUUGGGGUUGGUUUAUCGCGGGUUGAGGGAGAGUGUGAGGGAUACGGUGCUUAGUUUGAGGGGGGUUCCUGAGUAA
Molecule: messenger RNA, 1911 nt
Organism: Aspergillus welwitschiae
Lineage: Eukaryota; Fungi; Ascomycota; Eurotiomycetes; Eurotiales; Aspergillaceae
Product: NAD(P)-binding protein
Exons: 3
Coding region: 1-1911 (636 amino acids)
Molecular function (GO): oxidoreductase activity, acting on the CH-OH group of donors, NAD or NADP as acceptor
Source: RefSeq, a predicted model, not a curated record